GGCAGCUGUCGCCCCAACUCGGGGCCUCGGGCGGGCCUGGAAGGGGGGGCGGCAGUGGCAGCGGCGGAGGCAGCUGCGGCAUUCGAGCUUCUCUGUCUCUGUCUCUCUCUUGGAGCCGCCAAGCGAGGCGGGCGCAGCACACGGAAAGCCGCCUGCUUUGGGCUCCUUUGCGGCAUCAGAAAGGGGCAAGGAGCGGGGGCGGAGAAGGCCAAAGCCCCCCCAACCCAUCCCCGAGACCCCCUCCAUUUGGGCAGCCGUCUCCUUCCUGCCCUGACAUCAAGGCGGCUCUUCUCCUCCCAACCUUUAUGCUCACAACAAGGACCCUGUAAGCUUUGCUCCUGAGAAGAACCUCCGCCGCCAUGAGUCGCCGGGUGGUGCGCCAGAGCAAGUUCCGGCACGUCUUCGGGCAGCCGGUCAAGGCCGACCAGAUGUACGAGGACAUCCGGGUCUCCAAGGUCACCUGGGACAGUGGCUUUUGCGCCGUCAACCCCAAGUUUGUGGCCAUCAUCGUGGAGUCCGGCGGAGGGGGCGCCUUCAUGGUCCUGCCGCUCCACAAGACUGGUCGCGUGGACAAGAACAUCCCUUUGGUCACGGGCCACACGGCUCCGGUGCUGGACAUCGACUGGUGCCCCCACAACGACAACGUCCUUGCCAGCGCCUCCGAGGACACAACCGUCAUGGUCUGGCAAAUCCCAGAUUACAUCCCGACCCGCAACAUGACGGAGCCGGUGGUCACUCUGGAAGGACAUUCCAAGCGGGUCGGGAUUCUCACCUGGCACCCCACGGCACGCAACAUCCUCCUCAGCGCAGGGGGUGACAAUGUCAUCAUCCUCUGGAACGUGGGCACCGGCGAAGCCCUCUUGACCCUAGACGACCUCCACACCGACCUCAUCUAUAACGUCUGCUGGAACUAUAACGGGAGCCUCUUUGUCACGACUUGCAAGGACAAACACCUGAGGAUCAUUGACCCCCGGAAGCGCCUCGUGGUCGCGGAGAAGGUGGCUCCCCACGAAGGGAUGAGGCCCAUGCGGGCCGUCUUCACCAACGACGGACUCGUCUUCACCACGGGCUUCACCCGCAUGAGCCAACGCGAACUGGGCCUCUGGGAUCCGAAAAACUUCGAGGAGCCCAUCGCCCUUCAGGAAAUGGACACAAGCAACGGGGUCCUGCUCCCUUUCUACGACCCCGAUUCCAGCAUCGUCUACCUCUGCGGCAAGGGAGAUAGCAGCAUCCGGUACUUUGAAAUCACGGAUGAAGCACCGUAUGUCCACUAUUUGAGCACUUACAGCAGCAAGGAACCCCAACGCGGCAUGGGAUAUAUGCCCAAGAGAGGGCUGGACGUCAGCAAAUGCGAAAUCGCCAGGUUCUACAAGUUGCACGAACGCAAAUGUGAGCCCAUCACGAUGACGGUCCCACGAAAGUCCGACCUCUUCCAGGACGACCUUUAUCCUGACACGCCGGGACCAGAACCAGCUUUGGAGGCAGACGAGUGGCUCUCGGGGAAAGAUGCCGAGCCUAUCCUGAUCUCGCUGCGGGACGGAUACGUCCCUGUCAAGAACCGGGAACUAAAGGUCACCAAGAAGAACAUCCUGGACAGCAGGCCGCCUGUCGGACCCCGUCGGAGCCAAUCCACCUGCGACACCAACUUCUCGCGCUCCGCUUUCGAGGAGCUCCUUGAGGAGAUCAAGUCCCUGCGACAGACUGUCCAAGCCCACGAAAAACGCAUUUCCGACCUGGAAAAUAAACUCUGCCAGUUCACCAACGGGACGGAUUAACCCGUCCUUCCCCCCGUGUCCCUCCCGUCUCCGCCGCGGAUGCGCUCCUCCUCUCCGGAGUCCCGGAUUCGGAUCUUGCUGGCACCUCUUUUCCUUCUGACAUUUCUGCUUGUUAACGUCUCCAUGGUUCGGCGGAUUUGGGGAGAAGUCGUGCUCCGGCCCCAUUUCUAGCUCCGUCCCUCUACUUCUUUCCUUCCCCAGAUUCGGGAAAGGGAAAGCGGUGGAUUCGCCGAUUGUUAUUUUUGUGUGGAUUGUUUGGCAUGUUAGCGGAUGGCAAAAUGAGGUCAUCUUUGGAGAAAGCAAUAUGCUCUCUUUUGGGUGGGAGGAACGACAGCUCCUACAAAUGGGGUGUUAAGUGUGUUUGGGAGUCAUUUGUGGAAAGAGGGGUGGGUUGGUUUUUAUGUGGCGUUGUUUGACCCUGCAGGCGGGGAAACAUGGGUUGGUGGAAAGUAUUAUGGGAUGGAUUUGACAGAAUCCUUCAUUUUGUUUGGGAUGCGAGUGGUGAAGAGACAUGGGCUAGUAUGGGAUGGCUCUACGAAACGCUCCUCUCCCAUUGUUUAUAUGUCCAAACUAUAUAUUGUUCUAUGCAAGAGGUAUUGGUUGAAGGAGAGGGCAUUGGAAGAGGAAAUACGGGGAACGAGCUACAGAAGAUGAUGAUGAUGAUCAUAAAAAUAAUCUUGUUUGUCCAACCACGGUAAGUUCCCCCACUUGGGCCAAGGUUUGGAGCGUAGAGGGUUCAGUGGAGUGCAUUGUCCUCACAUAACCCUUUGAAGCUUGUCACCUUUAUGGAGCUUGUGGGGAUGGGGUUAGGGAAUGGGAGGGAAAAGGCCCUCUGCUCAUUUGCAUAUGCUGAUUAAAAUAUUCAUGCAUUUAAAAA
Messenger RNA from Anolis carolinensis (green anole), 2652 nucleotides. RefSeq names its product coronin 6 (gene coro6). The transcript has 12 exons. The record is from RefSeq and is a predicted model, not a curated record. Lineage: Eukaryota; Metazoa; Chordata; Lepidosauria; Squamata; Anolidae. The coding region runs from base 360 to 1775 and encodes 471 amino acids. Gene Ontology annotation, biological process: actin filament organization; cell migration. Gene Ontology annotation, molecular function: actin filament binding.